AUGCCAAAGAUCCACGACUGCCCUGAAGCUUCACUUUUCGGCUUCACCAAAGAUCUCGAGUGGUGGGAGGAAAAUCAGGAGAUCUUGUGCAUACCUGCAGGCGGGGCAAACGACGCAAGGUCAUUACCGGGAUAA
This is a messenger RNA of Parastagonospora nodorum SN15, 135 nucleotides long. RefSeq lists its product as hypothetical. The transcript has 2 exons. The record is from RefSeq and is a predicted model, not a curated record. Bases 1 to 135 code for a protein of 44 amino acids. NCBI's taxonomy places the organism in Eukaryota, Fungi, Ascomycota, Dothideomycetes, Pleosporales, Phaeosphaeriaceae.